UUAGAGAACAAACAAAAGAAGAAAGCAUUACAGAGUGAAGAGAGACGGAAGAAGAGAGCCGAGGCAGCAGAAAAUAAACCACCUGAAUCAAAAACAGCUGAUGUGACCGUAGAGAGAGAUAUUUUGCCAAAAGAACAACCAGCUGAUAAACAAGUUAUUCAAUCCGCACUUGACCAGCAAAAAAGGCGUAGUGUUCGACAAAAGCCAUUACCCAGCAAGGAACCAAGUUCAGAUAGUAAGAAGAGCAAAAACACAAAAAAGAAACCGGUGAAGCAAAAUGCAAUUUGCGAUCGAGCAUUGCUUGAAAAACGAAAAGCAGGUGCACGUCGCGCAAAAGAAUUUAGAGAGAGACUAAAAAUGGAUCCUGUAAAAAGAGAAGAAGCACGGAAAAAAGAAGCAGAACGUGCUAGAGAGAGACGUAAAAGUGGCAAAAUUAAAACUAUAUCUGCCAUGAGUGAUAGAGAAAAAAGAAAACAACGCAAAAAUUGGAGAGAAAGUUAUCACCGUACGGCAGAAAAGAAAAAAAGAAUUCGAGAAGGCGAGACUUUUAUGCAUCAAAAUUCCCCUCCUGCUUCACCACACAGAAACGAUGAGGAUCCGCACCCAGUAAACGAUCAAGGCGCAAGAAGAAGAAGAAGAAUGCAGCGCAAGCGUAGAUCCGAAGAAAAACAAAAAGAGCAAGAUCAGAUGAAUGCUACAGCACAUGCUAAAAAAUUGGCUGAAACUUGGAAGAAGAGAUAUUACCGACUGAAGCAGUUUCAAGAAAAACAAAAUGCGCAAUCCCCUUCCCCUAACAAAAUUGCAACUCAAACAAUGAAAGAAGGUACCGAGUCGGUUAAAAAGAAUCUACUGGAAUUUGAAGUUUUGAAGAAAAGCCUUACUUCUCCAAGUACUUCCGAAAAUCCUAAAGAUAAGCUUCAAAAGAAAACUGCUGUUGCUGAAUGCCUUCUUUCACGAAAGCGUGACUUGGAAAAGUACAAAUUGAAGACUGUAUUCAAGGGCCUGACCGGUUGGCGGAAAAUUUUCACGAAAACCCCAAAAAAUUCGGCUGAAAACGAAGGGAUCCGCAAGAAGUUUAAUUUCCUUCGCAAAGAAAUUAGAAAGUUUUUCGAAAAUGAUGACAACUCAUUUUUCGCUCCGGGCAAAAAAGAUACAAUCACAAGGAAGAAAAUAAAGCGUCAGAAAAAGUACUUGAGUGAAUCUUUGAUCGAAUUACACAAAAAAUUUAAGGCUACCAAAAAUAUUUCAGUUUCUUAUUCUUUUUUCAGAUUAUGCAAACCUUUCUACAUAGUGCCUUUAAAGCUGACCGAAAGAGAGACGUGCUUAUGCGCUACUCAUGAGAAUUUCCGGUUUCUCUUUCAAAAAUGCAAGCAGUUAAAAUUACUCAAUUUCUCAUCUCCCUCGCAACUACUUCAGUCUCUUUGUUGCAAUUUCAAAAAUUUAAAUUGCAUGUACCGACUUUGUAAAGAGUGUAAAAACAAAGCCAUUAUUUUUGAAAAGACUGACCUAUCAGAAGACACCCCAGUUUUUUACCACAAGUGGGCCCGCUGCUCUGAGGAGAGAGAAAAAAAUGGAAAAAAAUUUAUGGUUAAGGUGACAAGAAAACUUAAAUGUAACUGUAGUAUCAAGGAACUGAAAGAAACUUUGAAUGAUAUACUUUUGCCUUAUAUGAAACAUUCUUACAGGGUGUAUCACCAGCUGACCUUCUCUAAAGAUAUGAAAGAAAAACUGAACGAGGAUGAGGUGCUUAUUAUAAUAGAUUUUUCGGAGAACUACCAGCUUAAAUUUACAUCUGAAGUCCAAAGUUGUCAUUUUGGCGCGUCAAACGCGCAGCUCACUUUACAAACGGGCGCUUACUAUACUAACGACAAAAAAAGUACAACAUGCACAUCUUUUUGCUCUGUAGCUCAGUCCCCUCGUCACGACGCGGCAGCAAUUUGGGGCCACUUACUUCCUGUAUUUUCCAAAAUUAAAAAUGAACAUCCUAGAGUGAAAAAAGCUCAUGUGUUAAGUGACGGGCCCACGAAACAAUAUCGUAAUAAAUUCCAGAUACAUUUAUUUGGCCACUAUAUGAAGCAGCUAGGCUUUGAACUUGCAUCAUACAAUUUUAGCGAAGCGGGUCACGGCAAGUCCGUGGCGGACGGAGUUGGUGGAACGGUCAAAAGGACAGCCGACAGUGCAGUGCGUCGUGGAAAGGAUGUUCCUGACAUUGAAACUUUUGUCCAGGUACUAGAGAAUUUAAAAAUUCAGGUUUUUCAAAUUGAAAAUUCCCUAAUUGAAGAAGUUGCUAAAGUCUUAGAAAAU
Molecule: messenger RNA, 2304 nt
Organism: Bemisia tabaci
Lineage: Eukaryota; Metazoa; Arthropoda; Insecta; Hemiptera; Aleyrodidae
Source: RefSeq, a predicted model, not a curated record